Molecule: messenger RNA, 783 nt
Organism: Auxenochlorella protothecoides
Lineage: Eukaryota; Viridiplantae; Chlorophyta; Trebouxiophyceae; Chlorellales; Chlorellaceae
Exons: 7
Coding region: 1-783 (260 amino acids)
Molecular function (GO): protein binding
Source: RefSeq, a predicted model, not a curated record
AUGGAGGUGCGGUCCUGUGCUCACGAUGCCAUCUUUCGAACCUUUACCCGCUGCGGCGAGGACCCACUGACACUGCUGGUGGAUCUCCGGCCAGCCAAGGAAUUCCUCAAGCGCCACAUCGCACUGUCCUACUGCAUCCGACUAACAUCGAAUGGCCAGGCCCUGGUUGACUAUAGCAAGAACGAGUAUGACGUCAAGUGGAGCACUGGGUGCUGGUGGGACAAACCAGUGAUCCUCUUUGGGCCACCAGCGCUGCGAAAGGACCACCCUGUGGUCGCCUUCCUGGCCAAGGAAGGCCGAGCCAGGAGCCUGCAAUACUUCCCGCACGGAUUUGGUGAUCUGGCAGAGGCGUACCCCUACCUGACGACUGCCUCUGUCAGGCCCAGCUCCAGCCGAAGGUAUCCCUCCCUGAUUGAGCCGGGGCUUUACCUGGGGGACUGGGCAUCUGCCGAGGCCACCGACAGGCUGCAGGAGCUGGGAGUGCGGAGCAUCGUCACGAUCCACAACAACCCCGAGAACCUGGCCGUGGCGGCCGGCACCUCCCGCCUGGCCAUCCAGCUUGCGGACGUGACGACGGCCGACCCCGCGCCCUGGUUCGACCCCAUCACCCUGGAAGGCGGCUCACGAGCGAUGCUGACAGACCUCGGAUCGGCGCACGGCACAAACAUCUCUGGGGUGUGGAUACGCCCCAAGGUCCCUCGCCGGCUGCAGGAGGGCGAUGUGAUCCGGUUUGGGGCCAGCAGCCGCAGCUACCGCGUGGUCAGGCUCCCGCAUGUGCCGUGA